This is a messenger RNA of Megalopta genalis, 1881 nucleotides long. The record is from RefSeq and is a predicted model, not a curated record. NCBI's taxonomy places the organism in Eukaryota, Metazoa, Arthropoda, Insecta, Hymenoptera, Halictidae.
UUUACCUGUCCUCCCCCUGCGAGGCCGUAAUAGGAAGAAAAUGGUGGGCGAGGCAAGACUGUAAACAGGCGAAUAGCUGUCCGGAAUCCGCUGGCGGCUCACUUCGAUCCCAGAUUUCAAAUACGCCGCAUCGUUUCCUCGCGCUUCAAGGAAUGCAACUUCGUCUCCGCCAUCGACUUCUACUCACGAUUAGAGACACAGGUACAUCGAGCACAUGAGAGAGAAUGAGACAUUGAAGCUUGUGUACGUUUGGAAACGUUGAACUUCGAUUUCAUAAAAAUUCGCCGGAACUUCGAGUGCCUCGAGGCUCGCGCGAUGGCCAAUGUCACGGCGACGGUGGACAUUUUCUUCGCGAAAGAGGAGCUGAAAUGUCGUCAACUGCUCUCAGAGUACAAUGAAACGUCGGCGAACAGCACGGAAUUUCGCCACUGUCCUCCAUUUUUCGACGGUGUCCUUUGUUGGCCGUUAACAAGGGCCUCGACAAUAGCCAUUCUCCCGUGUCCGCCAGAAAUCGACUUCGUGUACGGUGCAGAAUCGAGGACCACCGUGGAAUUAAAUAACAUAUCGAUCGCCACGAAAAUCUGCCUUUCGAACGGAAAAUGGUACACGAAUUUCGAAGGGAUUUCAUGGAGCAAUUACAGCCGUUGCGGCACGAACGCGUACGAAAGUUACAAAACCUUCGAAACCUUCGAAACGUUCGAAAGCUUCGAAACCUUUGUGCUGGACGUAAGAAUCAAAUGCUAUUCGCGAAACACCGUGAGAAGCGAGAACAUGCGUUAUUUUGGUUUUCAUCCCUAUAGAAAGUUGCCGAUCGUCAGGAUUGUCUCGCAGAUCGGCUACACCGUUUCCUUCGCUACUCUCGUCAUCGCGAUGAUCAUCUUCUCUCUGAUAAGGAGGCUCAGGAAUCCUAGAAAUAGGCUGCACAUGCACCUGUUCGCCUCGUUCAUAAUGAGGGCGUUCAUGACGCUGCUCAGGGACUGGAUCAUCGACGACGGGAUCGGGUUAGCCGUGGACGUUGUGUACGUGAACGGGGAGGACGCGUUCAUCAAACAGCGAAACUUCCAGAUCUUGAUGUGCAAGGCAAUUACAAGCACGUGGCAGUACUCUAUCGUUGCCAAUUACUCCUGGAUAUUGAUGGAGGGAUUGUAUCUCCAUAAUCUGGUCGUUUUAGCGUUUUGCUCCGACAGCGCAGCGACCAAUCUGUACAUUUUCAUGGGAUGGGGCUUGCCAGUGUUCGUGGUGGCUCCAUGGAUCGUAAUCCGAGCUACGAUCGAGGACACGCUUUGCUGGACCACUCACAACAAUCCUUCUCUGUUCCUCGUCAUCAGAAUACCGAUCAUGAUUUCGAUCUUGUUUAACUUUCUGCUCUUCAUCAACAUAGUCCGUGAACUUUUCAUCAAGCUGAGGACCUCUGUGCACCUGCAGCGCAAGAAGAUGCAGUAUAGCAGGUGGGCUAAAUCCACGUUAGUCCUUGUUCCCCUUUUCGGAGCCCACUAUACGCUGUUCUUGGGCUUCUCUUAUCAUAAUGAUCACCGUGUGGAACUCGUCUGGCUCUUCUGCGAUCAGUUCUUCGUCUCUUUUCAGGGUACGUUCGUAGCCUUGCUCUACUGUCUGCUGAGCGCAGAGGUACGUUCAGAGGUAAAAUUAGCCUGGAGAGCCAGAUGGUCGAAGAAAGCGAUUUGCUACACUUUGUGCAAAGAGUCGAGGCGAAGAAGAAUAAAACGACAAUGCCGGAAACCCACGGACUACGAAGAUCCCACCAUCAGCGGUUCCACCAUGAGAAACCUUUUCGUAUUGCAAGUGGACAAAGAUCGAACAACAACUACUCGUGUGUUUUAGAUGUAGAAAUCGUUUUCUCCAAUUAGAUAACUUUUCUCUGUA